Messenger RNA from Lytechinus variegatus (green sea urchin), 4500 nucleotides. RefSeq lists its product as uncharacterized. Bases 210 to 3944 code for a protein of 1244 amino acids. The record is from RefSeq and is a predicted model, not a curated record. Gene Ontology annotation, cellular component: cytoplasm; nucleus. Gene Ontology annotation, biological process: carbohydrate metabolic process; ATP generation from poly-ADP-D-ribose; nucleotide-sugar metabolic process. The transcript is spliced from 9 exons. NCBI's taxonomy places the organism in Eukaryota, Metazoa, Echinodermata, Echinoidea, Temnopleuroida, Toxopneustidae. Gene Ontology annotation, molecular function: poly(ADP-ribose) glycohydrolase activity.
CGCGGUUGUUUUCAAGCGAACGAAGUAGGAUUGCUGCUCAAGGAAUUUCUAUUCGAUUUUAGUCAUUCGUUUAUCCUCAUUACAAGUCAUUGAUGGAAAAUGUUGAUCAUUGAGGAUAUUCAGGCCAAGAAACCAAUCCUGAAGACAAGACUGAACCUUUUGUGACAUCACACUCUUGUCGCUUAUCCCCGCAUCAUUUCUCCAUCGCCAUGGUUACUGAGAAAGUAUCUCCACACCCUUCCCUCCAGAGGGAUCCAAGCAAGGUUCCUGUGGUACUUCCCUGUGACCUAGAGACAUGGCCCUUGGUCCAGGGAGCCCUGACCAGACUGAAGAGGGUGUCCAAUGUGUCAGAAGCCAUACCUAUCAUGGAUCACAUCUACGCUCUUAUCCAUGGUGGUGCUAAGUCGGCAGAUACUCGCAGGACCAGGGCAGCGACAGUCCUGGCUGGAUUGGUCAAUUUCCUGGAGGUCAUCGCAACGCGGGAGGAGCGGAUACUGUUCUUUGACCAAACCUUACCCAUGAUAGUAGAUCUCGCUUUGGCUCUUGGAGAACUGAAGCCGAAGGAGGGCUUUUUCUACAGUGUUCAACAAAUAGGAGGUGAAACUAGACUACCUAGACGGUUUGUUGCAAGCCUGAUCUCCCAUCUCUUCCUGAGCACGCUACCCAAGCCAUCGAGCCUCUCACUCAACCUAACUCACUUUGCACUCUUCUUUAGCGAUGUAAACAUUUCGAAUGAAGAAGAUUCCCAGACAGCGAAGCUGCGGUGUAUUUUGAACUACUUCAAUCGUUUAGCGACCGACUUCUCAGCCAGUGGGCCGCCUGGGAGCAUUACGUUCACGAGAAAGGUAUUAGCAAGGGAUGAGAUGCCGAUGCUUGAGACUUGGAAGGAUAGCAGACUCCAACUGUGCCCUCUUGUGGUCCGACCCGAUGGAUCGAUUGAGGAGGCUGGAAGCAGCUCACUUCAGGUUGACUUUGCCAAUGAGUACAUCGGAGGUGGAGUCCUGGAGUCUGGGUGUGUCCAGGAAGAGAUCCGUUUCUCCAUCUGCCCGGAACUCUUGGUGAGCCUGGUCUUCAUGGAGAGCAUGGAAGAAAACGAAGCCAUCUCUAUCAGUGGGUUCGAGCAGUUUUCGUCCUACUCUGGCUAUGGCUGGGGACUCAGAUAUGCAGGAGACUUCAGAGACAGUGCUCAGAUCACCAGCAGCGGCGACAUCAAGACAUCUCUCGUAGCCAUCGACGCUUCCUGCAACCCUGGUGAUGACCAGUACAAGGAUGCACUUCUCUUAAGAGAUCUCAACAAGGCUUACGUAGGCUUCCUCCAGAAUGAACUCUCUAUGAUCGGCCAGAUGGGCGGCGAGCUCAAUAGUGAGAGCAUCUAUCUCGAUGCCAUGGACCAGUCGCAGAUGUCGACGGAAGGUGACUUUGAGACAGCUUCUGAAGGUCUUGAUAGCCAUCCUAGAUCUAUUACACCAUGCAUCUCAACCAUAUCCGACUACAGCAACUCUCUGAGCCGAGCUAUCACUGACAUAGCAGUCAAGGACUACUGCCAGGGAAAGCGAGACCAGGCAACCCAAAGUGAGCCCUCUAUUGACUUGGAAAUUACAGGAAAGGGUGAUGGUCAUGAUGGCCUGAACAACUUUGCAUCCUCGAUAGCUGGUAAUGUGAUAAGGGAGGGGUACGUGCAUGCUUCUAGGAGAUCAGCAUCGGAGAGAGCCGAGGGCGACCAUGGACAGGCUGUUGAAGGUAUUGCUGAAGACAUCUCCAAUACCCUGAUAACUAAUGCUAUUAACUCCCACUUAGGUGAUGGCCAGUCUCAUGACCGCAUCAUAUGGAAGAAUGGUCAUGGAGGCCCUCUUGGGGAUGGAGAUGGUAUCACCCAGAAUCUUGGUGCAAUCAUUGACGACAUCGUAGGUGUGGUCAUCAAGGAAGCUUUGGCAGAAAUCGCUGGGAUGUGCGUAUCAGAAACCAGCAGCACCAGAGGCCCAAGCUUGGAAGGCUACAGUGUGAUAUCCACGUGGUCGUCGUCCAAGUCAGACAGCUUUGUCCGGAUCGAUAUGGAUAGCGACUUCAGCGCCAGUGGCACUCGAAGUGUAGGCAGUCUGUCAAGUGUAGGGUCUGAGAGGGUUGGCAUGACUGUGGAGACGUAUGUGUCUAAUGUUGUAGCUGGGGCGAUGCAAAAGAUGAAAGAUGGCGAUGUGAGUGAGGAACAACAAAGAACUCAAAAUGCAGAACCGAGUGACUCUGGGUAUGACAUUAAUGCCACAGCAGAAAGAAUUGUUGGUGGAGUGAUGGAGGACGUUAAGAAAAAGUUGCAAAGGGAUGAUGAGAAUGGGUUGAGAAAUUCCUACUUCAAACCUGUGGUGUCAGCAGGACUUGAUGCAUUUGCUACAAGUAUUACCGAUUCUGCUUUCAAGGAUGCUCUGAAAGAGAUGACUGCAUCGGUUCCUGAUCAAAGGUUUCAGUACUCACAGUAUUCAACCAUUCCAUCAACUCCACCUCCAUCUCCUUCCAAUGCAUCCACAGGGAGCUCAAAGCGAUUCAGUUUAGAGGAUCCUACGCAAUUAGAGGAAUUUGCAGAAAAGCUCCUUAGUUCAAUAACCCCAGAAUCGGCCUCCACACGACAGCAGGGCACCAGGGCAAGUGAUGGAUACUCAAGGUUCCAGGAAAUUGAGAGCUUUGCCAACAGCCUGGUGUCCAAGGCAGUUACUGAUUCGACCCAGAUAGUCAGUUCAUGUGGACAGUUCAGAAGAGAGAGUAGUUCAGGCUGCAUCAGUUCAAGAAGUUCCUUGACAGUUCCUUCUGGCAGUUCCAAGAGGUCAAGUAUGGACAGCUUUACAGAGGAUCUCCUUCGCAUCGGUAACAUUGACCCAACUGGGAGGAGACCAAGCAAGACCGAAGAGAACAUAGCUUUUUUCUCUCAAGAGCUCUCUCGUGUGGCAGAGGUGGAAGAAAAGUUGGGUCAGAGAAGAAAGUCAGACUUGGAAGAUUUCCAGCAAGAACUGUGCCAAACUUCUAUAUCAAGUAGUGCUAGUCAAAAGAAUGAAGUCACCCAGUCCAAAAUCCAUGCUGCAAGCCGACUUGCCAACAGACUUUCAGAUGACAUCAUCUGCGAUGCCUUUCUGCAGCUGUAUGGUGCAACUCCCUUCCGGGAACUCAUACGCCUUGACUCUCUGUCAGACCUUGAUUCUGGUGGAGGAAAUAGGCGAAGGAGCUAUCCCCGUCGUGGCUUCAGAACAUCAUCGGUAUCCUCUACUUCUAUGUCUGUCAGGAGUACCAUUUCUGAAAUGGACCUUGUCACCCUGGCCACCAACCUAGCGAACUCUAUCAUUGAGUCAGCACUGCAGACAUACAGAGACGAGUACUUGACAGCACAGAGACUGGCAGCUGAGAGCACCACCGAGGAAGUGGACAGUCAGAUCCAGGACACAAUGGAUGAAGUUUCCAUCCUGGCCACCUACGACGGGUCCAACCUCGACCGGCAGGAGACGGCGUGCACAAGUCUUGCAGGAGAGCUGCCACCCGUCCUCUCAAUCCAGGAAACGGCUGGAUGCAUCGUAGAGAAGGCUGUCCAAGAUGCGGUGUUGUUGUACCAGGCCUCCUUGUCAAGCACCACAGGGGUUUCUCGGCACCCUGUUGGCACGCAUGCUCGGAAGCCUAUAGCUACUGGCAACUGGGGUUGUGGAGCCUUUGGCGGGGAUCCCCAGCUGAAAUCUCUUCUUCAGUGGGUGGCUGCGUCACAGUGUAGGGCGCCCUCGUUGUUCUACUACAGCUUCAAUGACAAGAGAGUCCAGCAGCUUGAGCAAGUCACAUUGAAGAUACAAACCAAACGUUGGAGCGUCGGCGACCUGAUGCGUAUUGUUCUUGAAUACUGCCAUCGUGUGACGUCGUCUGGAGAAGAAUCCGGGAAGCCUGGCCUGUUCGACUACAUCUUGGGUUUGCAAUGUUAAGAUUAUUCUUUUGAAAUCAAGAUAUACAUGUAAUAUUGUAAUGUUCUUCUUCCUCUUUCGUGUGUUAUAAUAUAAGGCAAUGAGUAUCCUGAUACCUAGCAAUCACUACUUUUUCAUAUUUUUUGUGUCGUGGUCCAAUAUUGCAACUUUAUAUCGUGCUAUGGAAUGCAUGUUAAUGUAAAUAUAUGUAUUCAAUGUGUAUGGGUAAUGAUGUUUCAUCAAUACGCAAAACUCUGUGAUAAUUCUGCGCAAUGAUGUGUGUUUUAUACCGUGAAUGGAUUAUGGUUUUCGUUCUUCAAGCUCUUUUUCACCCUUGUGGUCUUCUCUUUUAAUUUACAGUUAUGUGACUGUAAAUCGAAAAGGAAGUAGAGUUAUUUUUUUUUACGCUUUAAAAAGAUGUAUAGCAUUUUGCUGUUAGAGUAAGGUAUAACCGACUGGAAUCAUGUUAUGCCUCGCAAGUGGGUUUAGAAAAAUGUUGCAGUUAAGUGUUUCAUAAUUUUUGUAAGAUAUGAAUGAAUUUACGUGCGACUGGUGAUCCUUUCUUGUGCUAUGUGAU